AUGAUUGAAAUGGUGAAUGAUAAUUGAAGAAACUGGGGCCACGUGAGGAAGUAUGUACUUUUGAAAGCGGGCCAUUACGAAGCCCUUCCUGUCUCCAUCCACAUGAAAGUGCUUCGUUUCUUACGACCAAAGCUUUAG
Molecule: messenger RNA, 138 nt
Organism: Eutrema salsugineum
Lineage: Eukaryota; Viridiplantae; Streptophyta; Magnoliopsida; Brassicales; Brassicaceae
Exons: 2
Source: RefSeq, a predicted model, not a curated record